This is a messenger RNA of Danio rerio (zebrafish), 2316 nucleotides long. It is a transcript of the gene tbx18, whose product is annotated as T-box transcription factor 18. Gene Ontology annotation, cellular component: nucleus. Gene Ontology annotation, biological process: positive regulation of DNA-templated transcription; epithelium development; anatomical structure morphogenesis. Gene Ontology annotation, molecular function: sequence-specific double-stranded DNA binding; DNA binding; DNA-binding transcription factor activity. The record is from RefSeq and is marked validated. Lineage: Eukaryota; Metazoa; Chordata; Actinopteri; Cypriniformes; Danionidae.
GUCUGUGCGCGUUGACAGACCGAUGAGACUGUUUUAAACAGACUGUCGCUUCGUUUUCAGCGUCUUUAUACAUCGCCUGUGGUAAUUAGCUACUGAAGCGGACUAUUCUGUCUCAAGGAAUGCUAGAUUAAGUGCUGUUGCAAAUGCACUUCUGGUGAACUUCUCUUUCUCGGCCAAUCUGUCUUCUCGGUCGGUAACCAUGGCUGAAAAACGACGGUCCCCGUGUACUAUGAGCCUCAAAGCGCACGCAUUCUCGGUAGAAGCGCUUAUUGGCACGGAAAAAAAGAGAAAAUUGGAGGAGGAGGACAGCGAAAACUGCUUUGAGGAGAUAAACGAAGUGCCAAGAAUGACAGAAAGUCCGCAACCCAGCACUGGGAGAACUUGUCCCAGCACCAGGAGUUGCGAGAUAGAUUGCACCAGCGACGAAUCCCCGGAGCCUGAGGACGUGUUGUUGGACAGCCCACAACCUGCAUCCCAGGGUGCGCAAGUCCUCGUGCAAUCAGCCACGAGCUCCGGGGAGGAGAUGCGCGUGGACCUGCAGGGCUCAGACUUGUGGAAGCGAUUUCACGAGAUUGGAACUGAAAUGAUCAUCACCAAAGCCGGCAGGCGAAUGUUUCCCGCGAUGAGGGUUAAGAUUGCGGGACUGGACCCUCAUCAGCAGUAUUAUAUCGCUAUGGAUAUUGUUCCUGUCGACAACAAACGCUACAGGUACGUGUACCACAGCUCAAAGUGGAUGGUGGCGGGUAACGCCGACUCUCCUGUCCCUCCGCGGGUUUACAUUCAUCCAGACUCGCCUGCUUCCGGUGAAACGUGGAUGCGCCAAGUUAUAAGUUUCGACAAGCUCAAACUAACCAAUAAUGAGCUGGACGACCAAGGCCAUAUCAUUCUGCACUCCAUGCACAAGUACCAGCCCCGUGUCCACGUCAUCCGUAAGGAGUGCGGAGAAGAGCUCUCGCCUGUUAAGGCGGUUCCUACCGGGGAUGGUGUCAAAGCAUUUUCCUUCACUGAAACUGUCUUCACGACGGUGACUGCAUACCAAAACCAACAGAUAACAAGGCUGAAGAUCGACAGGAAUCCAUUUGCAAAGGGAUUUAGAGACUCGGGACGAAACAGAAUGGGAUUAGAGGCACUGGUUGAGUCGUAUGCGUUCUGGCGGCCCUCGCUGAGAACUUUGACAUUUGAGGACAUCCCUGGGAUUACUAAACAAGGUGCAGCCGGCUCUCACGGUGUUGUUGGGUCUUCAGCACAUCUACUAUCCUCAUCCUCAUGCCCAUCCCCUACAUUCCACCUUGGUUCUGGGGCAGGACCCGUGUGCGAUUACUCCACCUGCAGCCGAACGAGCCACCCCCUCCACCGCUACGGCCCUUCGCUCUCCGCAGACUCCUACAGCCGACUGACCAGCCCCACAGCCGAUGCCUUCUCCACUUCUCGCAGCUCCACGUAUGUGAGCGGGACAGAGAGCGAAGCCUUCUCCUGCACACAGACUGGCCUGCCAAUCCAGAUCCACAGCAUGCCAAGCACAACCUCCCAGCUGCAAUACCUAAUGCCCGGCCACGCCCAUAAUGCAUUUUCCACCAAUCAGAGCACACAGGGAUCAUACAAUGGCUUUCGGCUACACAAUCCGUAUGGUCUAUACGGUUACAACUUCUCCACUUCUCCACGUCUCGCAACCAGCCCUGAAAAGGCGGCCGCCACGCAGACUUCAUUCCUUGGCUCUUCCCCUAGUGGGACACUGACAGACAGGCAGGUUUUAUCCACUAUGGAUGGUCUCCACAUGCUCAGUAGUAGUCAACAAAAUCUGUUCGACUCGCGGACUUUGGGGCUCACGAGUUCCUCUUCCCAGGUGACAGCCCACAUGGCUUGACUCCCCCUCAAAAAAACUUUGAUGGACUUCAAACUCAGCUUUUCUUUGAGUAUAAACUUGUUUUUGGGACUUGCUAAUAGCAUAAUUUAUAAUCCGAUGGAGAUAAAACCGCGAUAAAAAGCAAAGAAGACAUACCACAGUGUAAAGAACUCUGCAAUAUCAUUUAUGUUUCUGUGUAAGUGACAGCUGAAAAUCACAUUGAUGUUUUUUAAUAGACUGUAUAUCUUAAAAAUCAUUCUGAUGAAGCAGUACUCACCAUUAUUGGACAUCAGGGUAUGGAAAUGCCUGGAGAAUCACAUGGGAAAGCAUGAAAGAACACCAGCCAUCGGAUCUCAUCAAGGUUCAAUGAGACCCCACGACUGCUGGUGGGAGUGUGAGGACUUUAACAGAUGACUUUUUGUGAGGCUGGAUUCAGCGUCUUAUGGACAAUAAAAAAUAAGUUUGGCACUUAA